Molecule: messenger RNA, 1732 nt
Organism: Aethina tumida (small hive beetle)
Lineage: Eukaryota; Metazoa; Arthropoda; Insecta; Coleoptera; Nitidulidae
Product: cyclin-L1
Exons: 6
Coding region: 1-1593 (530 amino acids)
Biological process (GO): regulation of transcription by RNA polymerase II
Cellular component (GO): nucleus
Molecular function (GO): cyclin-dependent protein serine/threonine kinase regulator activity
Source: RefSeq, a predicted model, not a curated record
AUGAACAAAAUAGAAAUGUCGCGCCUCGUCGGCAGAUGCGCAUGCGCCCCGCUCGCCAGCCGUGUCCGCGACGACAUCUUGUCGGUGGGCAACGUUUGGUCGAACGUCACUAAAACGUAUCAUCUGAAGAACGUCGACAGGAAGAUGGGAUCGUCGAAAUGCGAUCCGGUGCCGGCGAACGUGAAAAACUCCAAACCGUACGGUCGUGUGGUGCUCACGCUGAAAAAUCAAUUGCUGCCCGAGGACAAGCUGAGCCCCACACCGUCGCAGCUCGACGGUUUAGACUUUGAGUCCGAGAUGGAUCUUAGGAUAUACGGAUGCGAGUUGAUACAGACGGCCGGGAUCUUAUUGAAACUGCCCCAGGUCGCAAUGGCCACCGGACAGGUGCUCUUGCAGAGAUUCUAUUAUUCGAAGAGCCUGGUCAGGCAUCCCGUUGACCAAACGGCAAUGGCAUGCGUGUGUCUCGCCUCGAAAAUCGAGGAGGCCCCCAAACGCAUUAGGGACGUUAUAAACGUGUUCACGCACAUCAGACAAGUCAACUCGAACAAGCAGAUCCAGCCGGUGAUCCUCGACCAGAACUACAUACACCUCAAGAAUCUGGUGAUCAAGGCGGAGCGACGGGUGCUCAAGGAGUUGGGGUUCUGCGUUCACAUCAAGCAUCCGCACAAGAUCAUCGUCAUGUACCUGCAGGUGCUCGGCUUCCAGGCCAACCAGAAACUGAUGCAGUACUCGUGGAACUACAUGAACGACUCCCUCCGCACCGACGUGUUCGUCCGCUACCAACCGGAAACAGUGGCCUGCGCCUGCAUCUACCUCACCGCCCGCAAACUGAAACUGCCGCUGCCCAAAAGUCCGGCGUGGUACACGAUAUUCGGUGCCACCGAAUCCGAAAUCAGGGACAUUUGUAUCAGGAUAUUGAAGCUAUAUAAUAGACCAAAGCCAAACGCAGACGCCUUGGAGAAGAAGGUGGACGAGCUGUGCAAAAAGUACCACGACCUCAGGGCCAAGGCGAAAGGUAGUUCGGGGGGCAACACCCCGAACAACGACUCCAACAGCCCCAGCCAACAGAAAACAACGGGUGCCCACAACGCCUGGGGAGGUUUUAUUAGUCGAUCGGGAAGCCACACCGCGCCUCCGAUUAAAGAAAAGACGUCGCGGUCGCGGUCCGCCACCCACUCGCCGGAAAGGAAGCACCACAAACGCAGCAAAAAGCAUCGGUCGAGGAGUCGGAGCGCCAGUCGGAACCACAAGAAGAGCCACAAGAGGAAGAGCUACUCGAGGUCGAGGAGCAAUUCGCCGCACACCAAGAACAGGAAGAGGGACAAGAGGAGGUCGCGGAGCACGAGCAAUGACAGGGACGCCAAGAAUGAUAGAUACAUAGACAGAUACGAGAAGAAUGAUAAGUACGAUAAAGACAAACACAGUGAUAGAGACAGGUAUGAUAAAUACGAGGAUAAAAAGGAGAGACAUGAGAAGAAGUAUGACAGGGACGAUAAGUACCGGGAUGACAAGUAUUCUCGGGAGGAUAAAUACAAAAAAUCGUCGAAACACAGAGAUGAUGAUAGAGAUCGAUCGAAGGACAGGAGGAGAUGAAAGGAGUUUGUGAAGUUGCGUAUUUUUAUGGUUAUUAAAUGAAUACCGUUAUUGCCAUUGAGGGAAAAUAUUUUUUAGCUCAAGAUUAGUUUUAUAACUGAAUUGUAAAAAAUGUACAAAUAUAUUUUUCUGUAAAUAA